Molecule: messenger RNA, 419 nt
Organism: Rhincodon typus (whale shark)
Lineage: Eukaryota; Metazoa; Chordata; Chondrichthyes; Orectolobiformes; Rhincodontidae
Product: E3 UFM1-protein ligase 1-like
Exons: 3
Coding region: 48-419 (123 amino acids)
Biological process (GO): response to endoplasmic reticulum stress; protein K69-linked ufmylation; regulation of proteasomal ubiquitin-dependent protein catabolic process
Cellular component (GO): endoplasmic reticulum membrane
Molecular function (GO): UFM1 ligase activity
Source: RefSeq, a predicted model, not a curated record
AUUUAAAGGCAUUAUCAGAGCGUCUAGGCAGAAUUAUAAAUGGACAGAUGGAUACCUAUGAUCGAGGAGUCAUCUUUACUGAUGCUUUUGUUGCUCAGCAUAAAGCACGGAUUCGUGGACUUUUCAGUGCAAUAACCAGGCCAACACCAAUAAGCUCUUUGAUAACUCAGUAUAAAUUUCAGGAACAUCUUCUUUACUCUUUUCUUGAAGAAUUUAUAAGCAGUGGCCGUUUGAAUGGAGCUGUGAUUGGUGGCCGACAGGAUAAGGCUGUUUAUAUUCCUGACAUCUACUCGAGAACACAAAAUAACUGGGUGGAUUCGUUUUUCAAACAAAAUGGCUAUUUAGGUAAAUUUUUAACAUUAUUAAAAUAUAUUGUUGAAGUUGAACCUGAAGUUACAGAUGGUCAUUUUGUGAUAUAA